Molecule: messenger RNA, 1473 nt
Organism: Lathyrus oleraceus (garden pea)
Lineage: Eukaryota; Viridiplantae; Streptophyta; Magnoliopsida; Fabales; Fabaceae
Product: gibberellin 20 oxidase 2
Exons: 3
Coding region: 29-1147 (372 amino acids)
Source: RefSeq, a predicted model, not a curated record
UUUGGUUUGAGUGUAUCUCCUAAAUUUAAUGGAAUCGAAGUCUGAUAUCGUUUCUUCCUCAGAAAAUGAAAAUGAAGUCCAAAUUUUGGACUCCAAUUUGUUGUAUGAGGAAACUGAGAUGCCUAAAGAGUCCUAUAAGUUACCUUGGGAAAUAAUCCAAAUAGGUGAAAACAGGGUUAACAUACCAAUCAUUAACUUAGAAAUUAUGAAAGGUUGUGAUGAAGUUGUUUUGGAUGUUGUUGCAGACAUUGUGAGGGUUUCGUGCACGAAGCAUGGCUUUUUCAUAGUCUCUGAUCACGGCGUGGAUCAGAAUUUGAUAAAUGAUACUUAUCGAGAAUUCGACAAUAUUUUCAAACUUCCUUUGUUCACGAAGGUAGGUUCUAUGAGGUAUCCAUGGGGCUACUUAGGUUCUCACGCAUGGCGAUCUUCUUCCAACUUACCAUGGAAAGAGUCAUUUACUUUUCAAUACAAACAUUACGACGAAUCUAAUUCACAGAUUGCUGAGUUCUUCAAAUCGAUCUUAGGUGACGAUCACCAACAAGCUCGGUUGGUGUGUCAAAAGUAUUGUGAUGCAAUGAAAAAAUUAUCUGGACCGAUUUUGGAGCUAUUGGCCAUUAGCUUGGGUCUGGACCCUCUUUAUUAUCAAAAAGAAUUCAAAGAUGCUGAGUCAAUGAUGAGAUGUAAUUCUUAUCCUUCUAGCAAUGGUGACAAAGUUGGCACCCUUGGUGUUGGUCCUCAUUGUGAUCCAAGCUCGAUCACCAUUCUUUUCCAAGAUCAAGUUGGAGGUCUAGAAGUUUUGAUUGAUGAAAUAUGGUAUGAAAUUCCCCACAUACCCAAUACCUUUGUCAUAAGCAUAGGUGACACUUUUAAGGUGUUGACUAAUGGGAUAUACAAGAGUUGCAGUCAUAGAGUAAUGACUAAUAAGGAGAUGGAGAGAAAGACACUAGCAUUCUUUUUAUGCCCAAAAGGAGACAAAAUUCUCAGAGCCCCCAAAAAUAUUUUGGGAAAAGAAGAGCUAAAUAUAUAUCCUGAUUUCACAUGGUCGCAAUAUUUUGAGUUUACUCAAAAGAAGCAGUAUAUGGUUGAUCAUAAGACUCUUAUGAAUUUUGUCUCAUGGCUUUGUGCUUCCAAUGCAUCCAAUAAAUAAGUUCUUUGGAGUUUGGAUGCUGAAUAAAAUUUCUUUGGAAUGAUAAUUACCUUUUAUAUUUUCAGUCAAAUGGGUAUAUGUCAGUUGAAUAAAUCAUACCCGUUUCUUUAUAAGCAAUAAACUUUAUGUGUACUAUAUUUGUGUUGUUACUCUUUUAUGUAUACAUGUAUGUAUUACAUGUAUAACAUAGACAAUGGUGAAUUUUGAAUUUCCUUUUUAUCAAACAGUUUGAAUAAGAUAUUAUCAUAUUUGUAGUGUUUGUAAGAAAAAUUCAGUGUAUCCCAAUAAUAUGAAUAACAAAUUUACUUUUUAAAGUAUUUUCUCUC